UAUAGCCAACAUUAGCCUACCUAGAGCAAAAAAACAAAAGCCCAAAUACCAAAAACCAUGAAGGUGAGAAUUGAGAGCACAAGAACUAUUAAGCCAAUCUAUGAAGGCAAUUGCCCUCCCCCAACCUCUCACUGUAUCCCUCUGAGUGUGUUUGAUAAGGUUACCUAUAACGCCCAUAUAGCAGUUAUUUAUGCCUAUCAUCCACCAACACCAACAAAUGCAACCAUUGAGCUUGGCCUCCGAAGAGGCUUAUCGGAAUAUAGAGAAUGGGCGGGACGGCUAGGUGAAGAUGAGAAAGGUGAUUCUGUUAUUUUUCUUAAUGACAAAGGGGUUAAACUAGUUGAAGCAUCCGUGGAUAGUAAGCUUGAUCAACUCAUGCCCUUGAAGCCAUCUCCUUUUUUGCUUAGCCUUCACCCUAGCUUGAAGGAUGUGGAGGAGCUUGUGCAAGUUCAGCUCACAAGGUUCACUUGUGGCUCAUUAGUGGUUGGCUUCACAUCUAAUCACUUGGUAGCUGAUGGUCAUUCCACUAGCAAUUUCUUGGUUGCAUGGGGCAAAGCUAGUCGUGGAGUUGACAUGAGCCCACUUCCUCUUCAUGAUCGAACCAUUUUCAUCCCUCGAAAACCUCCUCACUUUGAGUUUGAACACAGGGGAAUUGAGUUUAAAAGCAACAAUCUUCUCAAAGAUUGUCCAAAUAAAUAUAACGAUAACUUUGUGGAUGAUAUUACAGUCCAUAAAGUCCAUUUCACAUUGGAUUUUCUCUCCAAGCUCAAAGCUAGAACUUGUCCACCAUCAAAUAAUCUGCAGAACAAGGCUUACAGUACAUUCGAAAGCUUGGUUGCUCAUCUAUGGAGAACCAUAACAAGGGCUCGAGGGCUCAGUGGGUUCAAGACAACACAUGUAAGAAUCUCAGUGAAUGGACGCAUGCGAAUGAAUCCAAGAGUAUCCAACGAGUACUUUGGAAACUUGGUGUUAUGGGCAUUCCCCAGUGCUAGGGUUAAAGACCUAUUGAAAGAGCCAUUACCUUAUGCAGCUAAGCUCAUUCAUGAAGCUAUAUCAAAGGUAAAUAACAACUACUUCAAAUCAUUCAUUGACUUCGCUACUCACAAGGCGGAGAAGGAAGAAAACCUCAUGCCCACUGCGGAGAUGGACAAGUCGGUGUUGUGCCCUAAUCUGGAAGUUGAUAGUUGGCUAAGGUUUCCAUUUUAUGAUUUAGAUUUUGGAGGAGGAAGUCCAUAUAUAUUUAUGCCAUCUUAUUUUCCAACUGAAGGAAUGAUGUUUCUUCUACCGUCAUUCAUUGGAGAUGGAAGCAUAGACGCCUUCAUACCUCUUUUCCAGGAAAAUUUGGCAAGCUUCAAGGAAAUUAUCUAUUCAUUGGACUAAGUAUCAAUUUUUUUUUUUCUCUUUUCCAUUGUUAUAAGAAGUUCUUGUUUAAUGAUAGUUGUUGUCGUGUAUUUUUCUUGAAGGUGGACCAUUUACCAGCUUGUCAUAACAAUUGCUUUCAAGAGAUAUCAUAUAUAGAGUUUUAAUUAUAUUUGCAUGGAGAACUUUUCUUCAGAGUUACUAUAAGUGCAUUGUUUAAUAUAUAUGAUCAAUCAACG
Messenger RNA from Manihot esculenta (cassava), 1598 nucleotides. Its product is annotated as agmatine coumaroyltransferase-2. The transcript has a single exon. Lineage: Eukaryota; Viridiplantae; Streptophyta; Magnoliopsida; Malpighiales; Euphorbiaceae. The record is from RefSeq and is a predicted model, not a curated record. Bases 58 to 1380 code for a protein of 440 amino acids. Gene Ontology annotation, molecular function: acyltransferase activity, transferring groups other than amino-acyl groups.